AUGCUUUUGGACAUUGUGCACCUCACGCACUCCGCGAUCCAUUGGCAGCUGCGCUGCAUCGAAGACUCGUCCAGCGACGAGAACACACCGCCGAACCCGACGGCCCUGCGGAGCAGACGGCGACGCGAGCGCAACGGGGACGGCUACGCCUCCGUGGCUGUCUCCCAAGCGGACCAAGCGUCGGUCCAAGAGCGCGACGAACCUGCCGUCACCAGCGACGCCGCCACCAACGGAGACGCUGCUGCUGGAGACGCCAUCAAGAGCCCCGUCGCGCCCGAGGACGACAAAGACGUCUCACCCACGCCGCCAAGGCCGCCAAGCACGCCGAGACACCGCUGCCCCUGUUGCGCACUUGCGCGACAACUUCAACCCGCUGGCUACGAUCUUUCCAGCAGUGCAUCACUUCGGGUCCUGCAACUGCUGGAACUCGUGCCGCGCGAACUCCUGUCGCAACGAGCUGAUGCCCGUGUUCUGAAGUGCGGCAACGGCCUUGAAGAUUCGGCCAAGAUAGAGCACGUAAGCUCUUCUCGGGCCAAUCGACCGCGCAACCAGGGCUACAGGCUCGUGUUGAAGCAGCGGCCGGAGAAGCCAGCAACCGGCGUCUGCGUUGCAAUCAACGCGGGGCGCAUGGAGAGCCUCAUGCGGUUCGUGAAUCAUUCAUGCAGGCCGGCCGCGGCGUUCGUCGAGCUGUCUAACGGCCGUCGUACGACCGUGGUGGUGGUGACUACGCAAGAUAUCUGUCGCGGCGAGGAGGUGACCGUGGACUACGGCGACGACCUCUCGAUUAUGGGCAAGAACUCCGGCAGCACCAACUACUCCAUGUUCGACAUCGACCGACUCCUACACCUCGUCGAGCAAGCGCUCCCGCUUGGCCGAGACGAGUGGGAGCGGCUUGCCGUGACCUACAACUCUGCUCGCGCCCGUGGAGCACCGGAGCGCGACUUCGAGAGCUUGCGGCGCAAGCUCAAGACGCUGUAUAGUGCUCGCAAGCCGCCGGAGGCCAAGCAGGCCAUUGACGACAAGACCAAUGUCAUCGAGAUCGACGACGAGGCCGACCACGACCAAGGCUUCGUGGAGCCCGACUUCUCGUUCGAGGCUGACCCCGACGACGACAACGUGCAGCAUGAUUCCCAGGGCAGCACCGGUCACGACGAGCCCAUCGAGACGGAUGAGUCCGUCACGGGCGACUCCACGAGCUUCAGCCCCCACCCACGUCCGGCGCCGCUUCGAGCACCUCAAAACGCGCGGCAGCCUGGCGCUGGAGGUCCGCCAAAGCAACGCAAGAGCUCUUCCACCGUCACUGCGAGCGACGGCAGUCUCUCGACGGGGGCGCCAGUCGACCAAGGACGCUCAUCGGGGAACCCCAAGAAGGACCAGAAGUACAAGUCCUCCUCGAACCGCCUCGGAGGCACCGACCUCACCAGUUUUCGUGAUGCAGUGGGCGCCAAGCGCGUCUUCGAGGAGGACAAGGAAACAUUGGAGGCCAGAUUUGCGAAGGCCAAGUGCAUCAGAGCCAUGAAGGCCACCACCGCGCUGAAGAACAGGUUGAGCGGCCUCGGAAGCACCGCCAACACCAUGGGCGGCAGCAUCAUGGAGACUGUCUUACUUCUCCGCGAGGAAAACGAGCGGAAGGCCGAGGCGCGUCGUGCCGACGAGGAGAAGCGGCGUCGCGAGGAGAAGGCCGAAGCCAAGGCCGAAGCGGAGGAGCGUCGUCGCCGAGAGAAGCUGGAGAUGGAGGAGCGCGCUCGCCGCGAUCGCGAGGAGGCGCGUGCGCGCAUCCAGGAGUUGCUGAUCUUGAUCGGGCGCCUUGAAGAAGAAGGAUUGAGGCAAGGAUGA
This is a messenger RNA of Phytophthora sojae, 1836 nucleotides long. RefSeq lists its product as hypothetical. Bases 1 to 1836 code for a protein of 611 amino acids. The record is from RefSeq and is a predicted model, not a curated record. NCBI's taxonomy places the organism in Eukaryota, Oomycota, Peronosporomycetes, Peronosporales, Peronosporaceae. The transcript has 9 exons. Gene Ontology annotation, molecular function: protein binding.